Spirodela intermedia is the source of this 789-nucleotide messenger RNA. The record is from the annotation of a GenBank genome assembly. NCBI's taxonomy places the organism in Eukaryota, Viridiplantae, Streptophyta, Magnoliopsida, Alismatales, Araceae.
AUGGCGGAGAGGACGUAUCCUCCCUCUAAGCCGGUGAGCACCAACGGCGCGCCCAACGGCAGCGCCGGCGGCGGCGGCGCCGGAGCGGCAUUUCCGGCGACCAAAGCCCAGCUCUACGGGGCGACGCGGCCCGUCUACCGCCCGCAGGCCCCUAAGGCUGCGCCGCCGCGGCGCCGCCGCGGGGGGCGCGGCUGCUGCUGCUGCUGCUGCAUAUGGGUCACCCUCAUCCUCCUCGCCAUAAUCUUCCUCGCGGCCAUCGCCGGAGGAAUCUUCUACGUGAUAUACCGCCCCCAACGUCCCUCCUUCUCGGUCUCCUCUCUCAAACUGUCGACGUUCAACGUCACCACAGCCGACGCGGUCAGCUCCAGGCUGGACCUGUCGGUGACCGCCCGCAACCCCAACAAGAAGCUGGUUUUCCUCUACGAGCCCAUCUCCAUCUCCGCUACCACCGGCGACUUGGCGAUCGGGGACGGGUCCUUCCCGGCGUUCGUCCACGAGGCGAAGAACACGACGGUGCUGAAGGCGGAGGUGGCGAGCGCCAGCCAGAAGCUGGACUCCGCGGCGGCGGCGGAUCUGAGGAAGAAGACUAGCCUGCCGAUGCAGGUACUGCUGGAGACCAGAGCUGGCGUCAAAGUGGGGAGUUUGAAGACGAAGAAGAUGAGGAUCCGAGUCUCUUGCACGGCCGCCGACGUGCCCGUCCCCAAGGGGAAGACCCCUUCCGCUGCCUCCUCGCCGGACGUGACUUGCAAGGUCAAGCUGAGGCUCAAGAUCUGGAAAUGGUACUUCUAG